This is a messenger RNA of Leptidea sinapis, 2207 nucleotides long. Its product is annotated as transcriptional repressor CTCFL-like. Gene Ontology annotation, cellular component: nucleus. Bases 157 to 1830 code for a protein of 557 amino acids. Lineage: Eukaryota; Metazoa; Arthropoda; Insecta; Lepidoptera; Pieridae. The transcript has 12 exons. Gene Ontology annotation, biological process: regulation of transcription by RNA polymerase II. Gene Ontology annotation, molecular function: DNA-binding transcription factor activity, RNA polymerase II-specific; RNA polymerase II cis-regulatory region sequence-specific DNA binding. The record is from RefSeq and is a predicted model, not a curated record.
GGUAAUUCAAAGCCUUUAUCUGCUCUUAUGGCUCCGCUAAAUGGGUGACUCGGAAAUAAUUUAAUUCUCCUUUAUUGCAUUUACAUUAAAACUUAAAAUAUUUUGUGUUUAUCUCUAUUCGCCUACCAAUUGAAAGUGAUAAAUAUUCACACAGACAUGCCACCACCAACUAAUGAAUAUGUGCUUAAGGGUGGAGGAACUGAUGAUGACACAGAGGGAGCAAUCACAUACUUUGUGGAUCAAGAAGGGAGAUAUUAUUAUCAACCAACUGCAGAAACUGUGAACUAUGUGUCCAUAGAAAAUGCUCCAGUAAUUAAUGAGAUUCAACAUGAGAGUCAAGUACUUAUUGAGGCAGAGAACUAUCAAACAGUUACAUUUGUGCCGGCAGCAACAGAAAAUGUAGAAAGUACCUAUAUAUUUAUUGUACAAGAUAAGGAAAAACCGGAUGUGAAUGAAAAUAUAAAGGAAGACAACUAUGAAGUGGAUCAAUUUGAAGACGAGGAUAUGGUCGACCAAGAUGAACAGUUGGAAUUAUCGCCUGAAUCACCAUCACAGAUACCUAAGAAGCCCAACAAAAAUCGUUUCUUCAAAUGCAAGAAUUGCGAAUAUACAAGUCACAGACGGUAUCUGCUGAUGCGACAUAUGAGAUGUCAUUCUACAGAGAGGCCACAUCAAUGUUCUAUCUGUGAAAAAGGAUUCAAAACCCAAAUGACUCUACAAAACCAUGUAAAUAUGCAUAAAGGCCUCAAACCACACGUGUGUAAUGACUGCAAAGCAGCUUUCACUACCUCAGGUGAGCUCGCACGUCACAUCCGGUAUCGACAUACGCACGAAAAGCCACAUCAAUGUCCCUAUUGUGAAUAUGCCUCCGUAGAGAAGUCCAAGCUGAUGAGACAUAUUCGAGGUCACACUGGCGAAAAACCUUUCCGGUGCGUGCAUUGCUCGUACGCUGCGCCAGACCGGUUCAAACUGACGCGCCACAUGCGGAUCCACGCGGGAGAGCAACCCUUCAGGUGCGAAGUGUGUAACCUGGGCUUCAAACAGUGUCAUUCAUUGAGGACACACAGCCUCAUUCAUAAAGUGGAUGAUAAACCAAUGCUUCAGUGCCCUCACUGUCCUGCAAAAUGUGGAAGAAAAACGGACCUAAGAAUUCACAUUGAGAACCUUCAUACAGCCAAGGAGCCCGUGGUAUGCAAGCGCUGUGGCAAAUCAUUCCCCGACAAAUAUUCUGCUAAGAUUCAUAGCAAGAGUCAUGAAGGCGAGAAAUGCUACACGUGUAGUAUCUGUCCGUACGCCUCAAUGAGUUUACGUCAUCUCAAGUCUCACAUGCUCAAGCAUACAGACGAGAAACCAUUUGCCUGUGACGAAUGCGACCAAUCAUUUAGACAAAAACAACUGUUGCGCCGCCACCAAAACUUGUAUCACAACCCGGACUAUAAGCCAACUCCGCCUAAGAAGAAGACUCACAUUUGCAACGAGUGCAGUCGCACUUUUGCUAACAAGGGAAACCUUAUACGUCACAUGGUGAUCCAUGACCCGGACCCGACGCAUAAAGAACAAGCUGAGGCGCUCAAACUCGGUCGGCAGAAGAAGGUGAAGGUAGUCGAUGGACAUCUUGUGAUUACUGAACCCGAGGACGAAUCACAGAGCCCUACAGAACAAGGUUUUGUGCAACUGGAGCUGCCCAGAAAUAAGCAAGAACAGAUGGAUGCUGGUGAGAUCCUCACUGUGGCAGAUGAUAGGGGUGAAGAGUACGUGGUGCUGCAAGUGAUUCAGCUGGAGGACGAAAGCCAACAACAAGUAGCUUUUGUGGCGCCGCCACAGCAUUAGACUAGCAAUGCUUAGAGCGUGAGUAGGCCCAAGCGAAAUGAAGCAGUUUCAAUGUGGUCGUUUAUGACCACAUAGGUUUCCCGCCGCGUCAGUGUCAUUCUGUCAACUUCCAGGACAAUCAGUGCGCGAAAUUUAAUUAAAAAAUGACUUACUGUGCAGUGAAAGGGCGUCACAAAGCGUCUUAUAAUAAAAAUUAUGAUAAGAAAAUCACAUUUCACACCUAAAUACUAUUUCACAAAUUUUAAUUUAAGGCUAAUUCGUUCGUCAAAACAGCAAAAUAUUUUGUAAACAAAACAGGCGCCAUUAAAAAAAUAUGUUGCCAGCUAUGAAAGUACUAUAUACCCCGAGUUCCUCCGCGGGGAUAGUUUUUUGUGUCU